UUUUCUUUUUCCCUGCUGCUUAUAUAUCCCUCCCACACCAAAAGGGGCGGCGCCUCGCGCUUCGUAACGCUCCUCCCUCGGCCCUCCUCCUUGACUCGAUGCGCUGACAAUGGUGCGGCGCCAUGGCUGGCAGCUCCCUGCCCAUGCGUUCCAGGUGGUUGCCAUCACGCUCUUUUUCCUCCUCGCGAUUGCAUUCUAUGUGUUUGUGGCUCCUUUCCUGGGCAGUAGCAGCCUGGAAUACGCUUCAAUCGCGCUCUACACCCCCGUGGCCUUGGCGGUGUUUCUGCUCUACAUUCGCUGCUCGGCCAUCGAUCCGUCCGACUCCGGGAUCUUCACUGGUCACAAGGGCUUCCGCACAUACGAGAAGAAGCACGUCUUGUCAGCGCUGCCCCUCUCCUCGCCCGGAGACAAGUUUUCGAGCGCUGAGGCAGGAGGUGGAGGGUGGAUCCCCGAGCAGCCUGCGCCGCACUUCCUGGUGUGUGCAUGCUUCGCUGCCGACGACGGCUGCAGGAGCAGCCCAAGCCCCGACCCCGUGACCGACGAGGACAUGCUCUUUUGCACCCUGUGCAAUGCCGAGGUGCGCAAGUUCAGCAAGCAUUGCAGGAGCUGUGACAAGUGCGUUGACGGCUUCGACCACCACUGUCGCUGGCUUAACAACUGCGUGGGGAAGAAGAACUACGUGACUUUUGUUUCGCUCAUGGCUACCAGCCUCACCCUGCUUAUGCUUGAGUGGGGCAUGGGGACGGCCGUCUUAGUCCAGUGCUUUGUUAACAAGAGAGCCACUCAAGAGGAGAUUGCAAGAAAGCUAGGCGACAGCUUCACCAGGGCCCCGUUUGCAACUGUUGUGCUCUGUUGCACACUUGUCUCUUUGCUAGCGUCUUUACCGCUCGGGGAGCUCUUCUUCUUCCAUGUUAUUUUAAUCCGAAAGGGAAUUUCGACGUACGAGUAUGUGGUAGCAAUGAGGGCCCAAAGCGAGGGCCAAGGUGCUUCAAACGACGGUGACGGUGCCAGUGCUCCUUCAUCUCCCACCAGCUCAAACGCAACCGGCUUAAGCGUAUCCAGCUCGUUGAAUUUGGGCCUGCAAUACAGGGGUGCCUGGUGUACACCUCCCAGAAUAUUUGUGGACGAGGAUGAGAUUGUCCCACAUUUGGGGCCUGGUAAGUUGUCCUCGACGCAAGAUCCCGACACCGUCAGCUCCAUUAGCAGGCGAGAGUCGAGGUCACAAAAACGCACUGUCAAGAUCAGUGCGUGGAGGCUGGCCAAGCUAAACCCGGACGAGGCUGCCAAGGCGGUGCUGAAGGCGAGAGCAAGCUCGUCUACCUUACGCCCAGUAGCGGCAGCUGGUUCUCACAAAGACGUGAAGAUAUCAGAGACGGAGUAUGGUACCAGCAGCAACGUGAGCACGAGAAGCAGCCUGAGCAACAUUGAGAUGUAUGGGAAGAGGUAUGCCCCGGGGCUUCCCCCGUCCUCCAAGUUGAAGCUUGCUAAAGGCAUAGGGAGCGGUUAUAGCAGCCCGAGCUGUUCAAUGAGUGGCUCGGGGCGGCUGAGCCCGCUCGUUAACGAGAAGAAGUGCAGCAGCAGAGAGAGGCAGUGGCUAACAAGCGACGGGUAUGAAGCAUCGGGUGGCGAGAGCGUGGAUCGGACGAGUCACAACGCGACGAUUCCCAGCAUUGCGGCAACGGGCGCGGCAAGAGGAGUAGCCGACACCCUCAGGCCUGCAUCCGACAAGCUCUUGUACAGCGGGUCAUCGAUAUUCUACGGGGGCCCAAUGGUGACGCCAACCACAGACAGGGCUAGAGAAGAUGCGAGUGCUCCCACUUCCUUGGUUCAGCAGCAGCAGGAUACAAGGCUGUUAACUCGGAGCAGCGUUGCACGCUCGCAGCAAUCCCCAGUAUUUGUUCCACGGCACUGAUCAAAAGAACAAUUAUUUUGUUUUA
Molecule: messenger RNA, 1937 nt
Organism: Selaginella moellendorffii
Lineage: Eukaryota; Viridiplantae; Streptophyta; Lycopodiopsida; Selaginellales; Selaginellaceae
Product: protein S-acyltransferase 21
Exons: 9
Coding region: 110-1912 (600 amino acids)
Biological process (GO): protein targeting to membrane; peptidyl-L-cysteine S-palmitoylation
Cellular component (GO): endoplasmic reticulum; Golgi apparatus
Molecular function (GO): protein-cysteine S-palmitoyltransferase activity
Source: RefSeq, a predicted model, not a curated record